UGUCGGUCGACGGACACGGUACUUGCAGUUUCGCGCAUCGCACUACUCGUCGGUCCUCGUCUCGUUGUGUUGUCUUCUUUCCUCCUCCACUUCCAGUGUGUGUAUUUUCCCAUCCGAGAAGAAGUUUAUGCAUCAGCCCAAGGGGAAGCAGAGUGAAGGAAAAACGAAAGAAAGGAAAAAAAAGUCAACCGAACCAAAAUCGGUCGCGUUUUCUGAUCGGUGAAAAAAUAAUCGUCGUGAUCGUUGAUAUUUGUGAAUUGGAUUGUGAUAAAUAUUGUUCGCUGAAUAGUGAAAAAUGUAGCGGUUCUUGCGUUGAUUGAGUGGUUGAAGAGAAAUAAAAUCGAAGAAACGCAAAGAACGACAAAAGGGGAAGAAAAUUUUGCAUGAAAGAUUUUCCGUGGCUCAUCGACACCAAUGCGUGUGUUUUUUCGUUGGAUGUGAACGUGUGUGAGUGCGUGUGGCUGUGUUCUGCUGGCCAUUGAAGUUUUUAAUAGCGGAGAAAAAAGGGUUUUAUUUUUUUCGGUGAGCCCGUGAAGAAAGAAUCGUCGGGGCUCUUCCCCCAACAACGGCAACAACAACAACAUCAGAAGCAGCAGCCAGGCUGUGUACUUGGGAGCCAGUGAAAAUAAAACAGCAGGGAAAAUGUCAACAUCGGAGAGCAGAGUGGAAUGGGUGGAAAUCAUCGAACCUCGCACCAAGGAGCACAUGUACGCCAACCUGACGACGGGCGAAUGCGUCUGGGAUCCUCCGGAGGGCGUCAACAUCAAGCGCACCGAUGCGUCCCAGUGGUGGGAGCUGUUCGACACCAACACCUGCCGGUUCUACUACUACAAUGUGGCCUCGCAGAAAACCGUUUGGCAUCGACCGCAGAACUGUGAUAUCAUCCCGCUGGCGAAGCUACAGACCCUGAAACAGAACACCGAUCCGGGCGAUCGGAAGGAUGGCGGCGGAGGGACUCUACAGCACCAUCACAGUUCAAAGCACAGCGGCAGUGGUGGCGGCGGCGGCGGUUCCGGUACGGUUGGCAAAUCAUGCGGCCAUCGGACCGGCACCGGGGUGAUGGACUACCGGGAUCGGGAUCACCAUCGGAGUUCCAGUUCCGGGCAUCGUGGGGGUAGUGGCGGCAGUGGUGGUGGGCCUCACGAUAAACGAAGCAAUAGUGACCUGCUGGCCAGUCCACAGGGGAGGCACAGUCUGCAGCAUAGACUACCACCCAAAACCACCGUCACUGAUGCAGGGUUUUCGGUAGGCCGCACCGGUACGGGUGAAUCUCAUAAAAUUUGCAGGCACGGCCACCCGAACUCGGGCACGUCGUCCCGCAGCAGUCACAAGUACCUGGACUCGGGUAAGUCCAGCGAUAGCAGUUUGUCCAGUGCCCACGGCUACCACCACCGACGCAUGCAGGACGGUGGCAGCCUACGGAUAGGUUCCGGAACACACGGUAAAAAGCACACGGGUAACUCCGCCGGGGACAACUGCAGCUACCGGAUGCUACAGGAAAGUUCCAGCUCGCACAACAUUCCACACUCGGUACCGUCGUCUUCUACGGAGAAGCUGGGCAUCUCGUCACUACAUCACUCUCCACUGCCACCACCGCACCAGAUGCUAUCGUACUCGAUGUCCAACUCAUCAGAUCUGGCCGGCGGUGGUGGCGGUGGCGGCGGCGGAGGUAACCUGUCGUCUCCGUCGCACUCGAUGAGCACUCCGCAGUUCAAGAAGAAGUUCAUACACGAUGGUAUGGGCUCCAAGUCGGGCAGUACCGGACUGAAGGAUGGUAGUGGACUAGUGUCGAAGCACGAGAGCUUCGACUAUCCUGGAAACGCUUCAUCAUCGAUCUCACUAACUCGCUCGGGGAGCUUCCUGUCUUCGGCGGGGAUCACAUCGGCUGGUCCCAUGGUUGGAACUCCGGUGUCCGGGCGACCCUACCUUCAUCACGCUUCGCCGCAAGCCGCACAACCACAGCACGGCGGUUCCUCCAGCUCGUCCCACAGGAAGGGCAGUUUCGAUGGCAACAACGGCGGUGCCAGCGACGAUUCGAUGCACGAAAAAUACUUCAAAUCGGUGGAAAAUACCCCCAUCACCAGGCGGCGCCAUACUACCACAUCCUCCUCGAAGUCAUCGUCCGUACCGCAGAAACACUCGAGCGAUUCCAGUCCGCAGAGUCCCAUUAGUCCACAGCAAGCACAACAACAGCAUCAGCAGAGAAUCCAACGGCCCUCGGCCUUGGCCGUAGAACUUUCCCCAAGUGCCGCGGUCGUCGUCUCCGGAAAUGCCGGCAGCUACAACAAAUCUAGUCAGAAAAGUAAUGAUUCCGAGCUGUUCAAUCUGGACAUUACCACCAAACCGGAGAAGUACUUGGAUAAGAUGAAGAUCGACAAGGGCAAAGUGUCGCCCAGUUCGAUUUCGAUGGGAGGUGGAAGUGGACCGCAGACGGCCAGUCUGCAGAAGACUUCCUCCUCCAGUGGAAAGCUGUCUUCUAGUCAAACCGAAAUGGCAGCGGUUGCCGCCGCCGCUAUUCAAAAGACGGCCACCAGUAAGGAUCAGUUUUCGUUGAAUUUAAACAAGCCAAACUUGGAAAGACACAACAAGGAGAUGCAGCAACAGCAGAAACAGCUAACGCUGGAGAAGAGAUCCGGAUCCGGAUCGACGCACACGGUUGCCUCGAACAAUUCUUCGUCGCACAACAAAGGUCCACAACCGCAGCAGCUGCAGCAGGCACUACAGCAACCGCAACAGGAUAGGAAGAAAAGCAGGAAUCACAACAACCAGGGAACCGGGUACGAUUUCGACUACGACAAUGGGAAUACGUCGCCGCUGUACUGCAAUUGGGAUAAGGAGAAACUCGAACACCUCCUACCGCUGCAGCACUACAUCCUGGAGCAGGCGAAACUGUCCGGUUGCUACGGGUUCGGUGAGUUCCUCGAUUCGGACUCGUUCCACUCGGACAGCCAGUCGGAGCACUCGUUUUCCGGUCACGAACCGGACAACGAAGACUCGGACCAUUCCGAUGGGCACGGCGAUUACCUGUCGCACUAUCCGUACGAGGAGUACGGUGCCUACCGGAAGAACGACGGCGGAGGAGGCGUCUCGUACUACAACUUCGAUUUUAACUUUGGCGAUCGCGAGGAGAAGGAGGAUAUAUCGGAGGAGGUUACGGCGAAGCUGGAGAGCAUCCAGGAUCAGAUUUACAGCCCGGUGAAGAAUCAUCCGCCGCUGCACAAGUAUUCACCGUUCCAUGUGGCGAAGCAGAAUUUCGAAAGUGCCGGGUUUGUUACGGAUUCUGUGGAUCGGGGUGCCUCGGCGGACAGUAGUCAGACGGGAUCGCAUCAGGGCCAGCAGAACAAAGUGAACAAAGCGACGCUGCUGCAGAGGUUCCAGGAGAAUCUGCUUUCGCACAGUCCGGGCAGUGUGGGCAAUAACGGGAAGAUUGCGGAGAUGGCUCUGCUGAAGGAGUGUGAUAUCGAGAAGUUUGCGCAGGACAAUCUGAAUCUUCACUCGAAGGGUAUCUUCCGGAAGAAGUCAUCCAUCCAGGAUAUGCUGAGUUGGACGCCGAAUGCCAUCAGUAGGCCAAUGCUUUCGCUGGCGAGAGACAAGGCCGGGAAGAAGAUGGCCACGGAGCUGUUCAAGCUGGUUCAGAUCUACAUGGGUGACCGGAAGGCUCGGGUCGGGAUGAGUUUGAACUCGGUGGCGAUCGACAUCAUUGCGAUGGCGAUGGGUCAAGCGCAGCUGAGGGACGAACUGUACAUUCAGAUGUGUCGGCAAACGACGGAGAAUCCUAGCCGGGACUCGCUGAUUCGGGGCUGGGAAUUGAUGGCUAUCUGCCUGUCGUUUGUUCCGCCGUCACCAACGUUCCAACCGGCGCUGCUCGGUUACAUCAACAGGCACAGGGAUCCGACGUUUGCGACCAGUUUUCCGGAGGUCGGUAAGUGGCCGAUCCAUGUGCAGAUUUCGCACUAUGCAACGAUCGCUUGCCGGAGGUUGGAUCGGAUCGGCAGCUCCGGACGGAAGCAGGCGAAGAAGCCAACCGAGGACGACAUCAAUCAGGCGCGGGAGCAAAUCUUCCGGGACAGUAUGUUUGGCAACACGCUCGGCGAGGUUAUGGAACUGCAGAAGGACAAGUAUCCGGACUUGCAGCUGCCGUGGAUUCAGACGACGUUGUCACAACAGGUUCUACUGUUGAAUGGAAAGCAAACCGAGGGAAUCUUCCGAGUGCCAGCCGAUGUGGAUGUAGUUAACACACUAAAGAACCGUCUGGAUUGGUGGGAGUUGCCGGAAAAAGAGGAAACUAUGGAUGCACACGCGCCUGCCAGUUUGUUGAAGCUGUGGUAUCGUGAGCUGUACGAUCCGCUCAUCCCGGACGACCUGUAUGAAGAUUGCGUAGCAACGGAAGAUCCCGCGGAGGCGGCUGCCAUUGUGGACAAGUUACCAAAGAUCAAUCGAUUGGUCCUCACCUACCUAGUGCACUUCCUGCAGCAGUUUGCCCUGCCGGACGUGGUCGUCAACACCAAGAUGGACUCGUCCAACCUGGCGAUGGUUUUCGCACCGAACCUGCUGCGCUGCCAGUCCCAGGAUCCGAAGGUAAUUCUCGAGAACGCUCGCAAGGAGAUGGCAUUCAUGCGUACGCUGAUCCAGCACAUGGACACUACCAGUGUGGCGUACCUGGUUUGAUUCGUCGUCUUUCUGGUCGAACUGCUCCGACAGACGACGACGACGACGACGACGCAUUGUGCUUGUUAGUGUUCUGCGCGGUUCGAGUCGGUACCACGACGAACCGCGCACUGUAGAAACCCGUAGUCUUUCUGCUCGGGAAAGAUGCCCCCCAAGAGUCAAAUUGUACAGUUUUUGUUUAUUUUUAAAGGAAUGUAUAGUUUUGUUUUUGUUUUUAUAUAAUCGGGGUUUCGUUUAUUUUUCUACCAUGGAACAGGGGGUAACCAAUUCGACGCCUGACGUAUUUAUUUCAAUUAAUUUCCUAGCAAGCCGAAUUUACACGAAGAUCUCAUAACGGAAUACUCUAUCUCAGAAUGGAACUAGGUUGACUUUUCAAAUCCGGAAAAUGUCCAUACGAUCAAAUGAAAACAUUUAACAAAAAGGUAUAGAAUUGUUCCCCCCUUCCAGUUGCAAUACUUUCAGCAUUUCGCAAUCGAUUUCACAUUACUGUACCCUGAGUUACCCACAAGUAGAACGUUGUACUAAACUAGUUCUUAUCAAGUCUCACACAUGAUUUCUUUUAAACUGAUAACUGCAAAUAAAUCGAACAAAAUACGAAUCUUAAAAAAAAACUACUCACACAAUAAUGAUAGACACGAAACAUCACUACUUAAUUUAGAUUAACUUACUGCAAGGUUGCAAAAAACAGAACAGAGCAGAACAAACUACAAAUCCUUACUACCAAGCCGGAAUAGUAGUUAUAAACGCUUUGAAUUAAAUCCUGAAUCGUAGUUUCUCGAACGAAAACAAUUACAAUAAUAUCCAGAAGAUGCCGAAUAUUAAACGUACACGAAAAGUAAACCCGCUUGAAUAUCAAAAUUUGGAAUAGCUGCGUCAUAUUUGUAUCGAACUUUCGACAACUGCGAGCGAAUGCAUCCGGACAAGGAAAAACCCUGUAUACGUACCAUCUCGAAACGACAGAACCGUGUAGAUUUCAUUUAUUUUUUGCGUUAAUUCCUCCCCCCUUCACCCGAUCGGGAUAUUUCCAGUCGUUGCUGUUUAGUUAGAGAGAGAGAUAAGGUUAAAAGGUUAGAAACAAAUUUUGUUUGAAAAACAAACAACAAACGCGAAGUGACGCUAGUGACUCGCGCAAUCGCAUAAACCAUACCAAAUUUUUUAAUUAGUAAUAGGUAUUAGUAUAACAUAUAAUUUCCAAUCUCUUUAGAUAUUAGGUAACAAUUCUACACCACCCUACGGGAAGAAAUUUCCUCCCCUCAAUACUAAAUUACCUUGCACGUGAUACUUUCUACACCCCCCCCUGAUGCACCCCUAUAACAGUUUCAAGGGGCUUUUCUCUUCUUCUUGUUAGGUCUCUUUCUGAACUCUGUCUUCUAAAUAUUCUGAUUUAAACAUAAAAAAGAAAGCUGAGCUGCCAUCCUAACUAUUCACUACACUUAACCGUUUGUUGCGCUACCAUUGAGAGGAUUACGUAGUAAAAGAUACCGUAUCACAUAGAUGAGUUUAGUUAGUGCUGUUGAUUGUUGAAAAAUGUCUUCGCAUCAAGUUUCCGAUUUUAAACGAGACACAUACUCUCUCGCACACACACACAAACACGGAGUCAAUAGCUGAGUAAAAAACGACGAAACAAUAAGCAAAGACAAUUGAUUGAUUGAUUUUUAUUUUCGAGU
Molecule: messenger RNA, 6335 nt
Organism: Ochlerotatus camptorhynchus
Lineage: Eukaryota; Metazoa; Arthropoda; Insecta; Diptera; Culicidae
Gene: RhoGAP93B
Product: MyTH4 and RhoGAP_KIAA1688 domain-containing protein RhoGAP93B
Exons: 11
Coding region: 643-4668 (1341 amino acids)
Biological process (GO): signal transduction
Cellular component (GO): cytoplasm; cytoskeleton
Molecular function (GO): protein binding; GTPase activator activity
Source: RefSeq, a predicted model, not a curated record